AAAAAAACCCAGAAGGGUAAUUUCUCCCCUCCCCUUUCCCUUUAGAUUUUUGUUCUCUGCAACCCUCCAUCACCGGGGUGAACGAAAUCCUCCAUUCCAAACGAGCCGCCGCCUGUCGAAGCUUUCUGUUGCAGCAGCUGUUGUCGCGUUUCUUCCUAGCAGGCGCCGCCUCGUCUUUGUUCCAAGCAGCCACCUCAGCUCUGCGUCUUGUUUCACAGGCAAUCGAAUAUUCAUCAUAGCUGAAACGCUGCCAGUUCAGAAUCGCCUCUGUCAUUAGGAGUUUGCUUUUGUCUCCGGAAAAGUUGUUAAGGAUUUGUAAAUCAUGGGGAAAGCUUCCAGGGAUAAGCGGGAUAUCUACUAUAGAAAGGCCAAAGAAGAGGGCUGGCGAGCUCGAAGUGCCUUCAAGCUCCUUCAGAUUGACGAGGAAUUCAACAUUUUCGAAGGGGUGAAGCGUGUGGUGGAUUUAUGCGCAGCUCCUGGUAGCUGGAGUCAGGUUUUGAGUCGUAAACUUUAUCUUCCAGCAAAGCUUUCACAGGAUUCAAACAGCGAUGAGGAUCCUCCUCUUAUUGUGGCCAUUGACCUUCAACCCAUGGCUCCAAUUGAAGGUGUUAUUCAGGUGCAGGGUGAUAUUACUAAUGCUCGGACAGCUGAAGUUGUCAUUUGGCAUUUUGAUGGCUGCAAGGCUGACCUCGUGGUUUGUGAUGGUGCCCCUGAUGUUACUGGUCUUCAUGACAUGGAUGAGUUUGUUCAGUCCCAGCUCAUACUAGCGGGGUUGACCAUUGUUACGCACAUUCUUAGAGAAGGUGGUAAAUUCAUUGCUAAAAUUUUCCGUGGCAAGGAUACAAGUCUUCUCUACUGCCAGCUUAAGUUAUUUUUCCCACUUGUCACUUUUGCUAAACCAAAGAGCAGCCGUAAUUCUAGCAUAGAGGCAUUUGCAGUUUGUGAGAAUUAUUCCCCUCCAGAGGGUUUCAAUCCAAGAGACUUGCACCGCCUCCUCGAAAAGGUCGGGAGCCCCUCCGGUGCAGAUGAUCUUGAUUGCAGUAGCGGGUGGCUAGAAGGGCCGAACAAGGUCUACAUCCCGUUCCUAGCGUGUGGAGACCUUAGCGGCUACGACUCGGACCGAUCUUAUCCUCUUCCCAGAAACUCAGAAGGGGUUUACCAGAGCUUGAAUCCAGUUCAGCCUCCUAUUGCCCCUCCUUAUAAGAGAGCCCUCGAGAUGAAGAAAGCCUCCGCUCAGGGCGCUCAAAUAGACUUUGAGAAGCUUGCUUUGGAUUCUUCCAACAAAAGUUCUGUGAACUAACACCCAUUGUUAUAUUUACUAGACCGAAUUCAAAACCGUUUGUCGGAGUAGGAUAGUCAAAAUGUCGAGGCGACUCUUUUAAAGGCCAAUUCUUUUUAUUAUUUCCUCAGUCAAACAGGGUCCAAUUUCAUGUAAAAGCUAUUGGUCAGAAUCUUGUGUUCGGUGGGUAGCCUGGUCCGAUGACUUAAUGUUUUAAGAAAUGCUUAAUUGAUAUUGGAUAUGGAUGAGAUAAAGUCCUUGUGGAAAGUUAAAGAA
Messenger RNA from Linum tenue, 1555 nucleotides. The record is from the annotation of a GenBank genome assembly. Lineage: Eukaryota; Viridiplantae; Streptophyta; Magnoliopsida; Malpighiales; Linaceae.